Molecule: messenger RNA, 2340 nt
Organism: Jaculus jaculus (lesser Egyptian jerboa)
Lineage: Eukaryota; Metazoa; Chordata; Mammalia; Rodentia; Dipodidae
Gene: Spats2l
Product: spermatogenesis associated serine rich 2 like
Exons: 13
Coding region: 138-1805 (555 amino acids)
Cellular component (GO): cytoplasm
Molecular function (GO): protein binding
Source: RefSeq, a predicted model, not a curated record
ACCACCACCACCACCACCACCCCCCGCGGCGGCCCGGACACCGAGCGGCUUCGAUCCGCUCCGAGGACAUUCCAGAACCUAGGCUGCUGUCACAGAUAUCUCUGUGGAUCCCCAGGGCUUAUUCCACUAGAAGCAAGAUGGCUGAACUCAAUACUCAUGUGAAUGUCAAGGAAAAGAUCUAUGCAGUUAGGUCGGUUGUUCCCAACAAGAGCAAUAAUGAAAUCGUCCUGGUGCUACAACAGUUUGAUUUCAACGUGGAUAAGGCCGUGCAAGCCUUUGUGGACGGCAGUGCAAUUCAAGUUCUAAAAGAAUGGAAUAUGACAGGAAAAAAGAAGAAUAACAAGAGGAAAAGAAGCAAAUCCAAGCAGCAUCAAGUCAACAAAGACACUAAAGCCAAGGCUGAGAGGCCCGAGGUGGGGCCCCUGCAGCCCCCAACACCUCAGAUGCAGAAUGGCCACAUCCAUGGCUUCGAGAAGGACAGCUCACCCACUGACCCUACCAGUGAAAAACCAGCCCUCCCCCCUCGUGAGAAAAAGAUCUCAACACUUGAGGAACCCUCAAAGGUGCUUCGUGGAGUCACAGAAGGCAACAGACUACUGCAACAGAAAAUGUCCUUAGAUGGAAACCCCAAACCUAUACAUGGAACAACAGAGAGGUCAGAUGGCCUACAGUGGUCAGCUGAGCAGCCUUGUAAUCCAAGCAAGCCUAAGGCAAAAACAUCUCCUGUUAAAUCCAAUACCCCUGCAGCUCAUCUUGAAAUAAAGCCAGAUGAGCUGGCAAAGAAAAGAGGCCCAAAUAUCGAGAAAUCAGUGAAGGAUUUGCAGCGCUGCACUGUUUCUCUGACUAGAUACCGUGUCAUGAUCAAGGAGGAAGCAGACAGCUCUGUGAAGAAGAUCAAGGCAGCCUUUGCUGAAUUACACAACUGCAUCAUUGACAAAGAAGUUUCAUUAAUGGCAGAAAUGGAUAAAGUUAAAGAAGAAGCCAUGGAAAUCCUGACUGCCCGUCAGAAGAAGGCAGAAGAACUUAAGAGACUUACCGAUCUAGCCAGUCAGAUGGCAGAGAUGCAGCUGGCCGAACUCAGGGCAGAAAUCAAGCACUUUGUCAGUGAGCGUAAAUAUGACGAGGAGCUGGGGAAGGCUGCCCGGUUCUCCUGUGACAUCGAACAGCUGAAAGCCCAGAUCAUGCUCUGCGGAGAAAUCACACAUCCAAAGAACAACUAUUCCUGGAGAACGCCCUGCAGCUCCCUGCUGCCUCUGCUGAACGCGGCCUCCGGGAAGCAGAGUAACUUUGCUCGGAAAUCGUCCAAUCAUAACAAGCCUUUUGAGGGUAAAGCAGCAAACCCAAAAAUGUCAGCGAACAGUCUUCCAGGCACUGCCGACCCCUGUCACCAGACCAUGCCGGCUAGCAAGCAGAAUGGACCUUCUAGCCAACGACGAAGAUUCAAUCCACAGUAUCACAACAGGCUCAAUGGUCCCGCCAAGUCACAGGGCCUUGGGAACGAAGCCGAUCCUACCGCGAAAGGCAGCAACCGGCAGGAGCACAGAAGACAGCCCCACAAUGGCUUCCGUCCCAAAAAUAAAGGUGGAGCCAAAAACCCAGAGGCCCCCUUGGGGACAAAGACCCCCGAGGCCCCCAUGCAUUCGGAAAAGCCCCGUCGAAGGCAGCACCCCGUGGACAACUCGGAGGCCAGGCCCUUCCGGGGUAACGUGGGUAGGGUUUCACAGUGCAAUCUCUGUCCCACAAGAAUAGAAGUUUCGGCAGAUGCCACGGUUCUCUCGGUCCCCGCCGUGACGCUGGUGGCCUGAGCUAGGAAAGGAAAGAGCAGAUUCUGCUGCGUCGUGGUUCUCUGCCCGAGGUGCUGAUCCAAUUCGCUGCCAAAAGAGAGUCAGUCAGAAUAUACAAACCCUGUAUGUUUGUGUCAUUCUCUGUUAAUCAUUUUUACUAAUUCUAAUACUCAGCUCUAGCUUGCUUCAUAAACUCCAUGGCUAUGCUUGAUCUGUUGGCACUUUUUUCUCAUCGGGAUUUUGCAGCAUUUUAGCCAGGCAGUAUUUACUCAUUGUUAGGAAGAAAGAAAAAAAAAUCAAGAUGUGGCUACAGAUCAGAGGCCCAGUUAGCAACCUAUGUUGUAGCUGUGAUGUCAGUCCAUUGAUUGUCUUUAGAGAGUUAAUGUUGAGGAAAAAAAAAAUCUUAAUGGUCAGACAAACAUGAUCUGCUGAAGACACAUGCGCUUUUGUAGAAUUCAACAUCUGGUGUUUUUCUGAAAUAUAUAUAUAUAUAUAUAUAUACAUAUAUAUACAUAUAAUGCUUUAUUUGAAACAAAUUAAAAUAUGCUGCAUUUGA